AUGUAUCUGACCCUCCCAGUGGCAAACAUUGAUCUGUCAAAAUAUGGUACUCCCGAAGGCAACGCUGAGCUCGCGCAAACGCUCAUCGAAGCAAUCCGCACCAAAGGCUUUUUCUACGUAACCAAGUUUGGCAUUCCUCAAUCUGCCAUUGACAGACAAUUCGCUCUUGGCAAUGCCUUUUAUAACCUCCCCAUCGAAGAGAAGCUCAAAUAUGUUCCUGAUCUUGAUGCGGGAGAGUAUAAUGGCUACAGACCAGGUGGACGAAGGAUCCUGUCGGGUGGUGUGAAGGAGAAGACUGAGGUUUGGAAUAUGGCUACCGAUAAUGGGAAGAUCACCCAGCCUGUACCAAAGCUGUUGAAGGAUCAUAUCGAUGAGAUCACCUCUUUCGCAAAGGACUUGCACGAGAAAGUCCUCGACCCUCUCUACCAUCUCACAGCCCUCGCCCUCCAAAUCCCAGAAGACCAUCUCGUCAACCUGCACAAAUGGGGAACUCACAACGAAUCCCACCUUCGCUACAUGAAAUACGGAAAGUUCUCCCCCCAAGAGAUUGAGAAACUCGAAGAUGGUCUUUGGUCUCGCGGCCAUACUGAUCUUGGCUCAUAUACUCUUCUCUUCCGUCAGCCUGUAGCGGGUCUUCAGAUCAAGGAUCACAAGACUGGUGAUUGGAAGUGGGCUAAGCCGCUUGAUGGAAGUUUGACGGUUAAUGCUUGUGAUGCGUUGAGUUUUCUUACAGGGGGUUAUGUUCAGUCUACCAUCCAUCGAGUAUCUGUUCCUCCUAAGGAUCAACGUGACGUAGACCGUCUUGGUCUUUUGUAUUUCUCCCGCGCUGAGAACGAUCUUGUGCUCAAGACUAUUGACUCGCCUCUUUUGAAGCGUGAAGGUUUCACUCAGAAUGAGUUUGAGAGGGGAAACCAUCCUGUCCCGACUAUGGGAGAGUUUACAACGUUGAAGCAGACGUGGCAGCAGUCGCAGAAGAGAGGAAUUACGUAUGAUGAGUUGGAGGGACAGCAGAUUCUGCCUGGUUUCCAUGGAAGAAGCUUUAAGUAG
This is a messenger RNA of Fusarium oxysporum Fo47, 1047 nucleotides long. RefSeq lists its product as uncharacterized. NCBI's taxonomy places the organism in Eukaryota, Fungi, Ascomycota, Sordariomycetes, Hypocreales, Nectriaceae. Gene Ontology annotation, molecular function: dioxygenase activity. Bases 1 to 1047 code for a protein of 348 amino acids. The transcript has 4 exons. The record is from RefSeq and is a predicted model, not a curated record.